AUGAUGCUAGUUCGAGCUUUUCUCAAAAUUGACUUUACGUUCGUUAGCCAUUAAUGCAGUGACUUUAACACUAUCAAACUUGGCUUUGUGAAAUGUUUUUCUUGAAAGUGUGUUUCUGCUAUCUUUCUUCUAUUUAAAUGCCACUUGAAUUAAUAUGUUGUGUAAUGCAAUGCCAUUCAUUCAUUGCAUAUUGUACAGUGUGUGCAUAUACAUCCAUUCAUUCUCAAGCACGUUUAAUGCUCCUUGACUAUCUAUCACGUAUCGUGACUGUCGGGGAGAUGACUGCCAGCGGACACGACUGAAGAUCUGCUAUUUAAUGAGGUACUGGAUAGCUGAAUUCCCUGCAGAGUUUGAUCUGGAUCUGGGUUUGAUCCGUCUUACAGAAGAAUUUCGAGAUGCAGCUGCUCAGCUGGGUGGUGACGAGCACAUUAAACUACUUGACAUUUCUACAAUCCCCUCAUAUGACUGGAUGCGUAAACUGACUCAGCGAAAGAAACCGGUGAAGAAGGGUAAAGCGUCACUGCUGUUUGAUCAUCUGGAACCCAUUGAGUUGGCUGAACACCUCACCUUCUUAGAGUACAAGUCCAUCAGGAGGAUUUCGUUCACGGAUUACCAGAGUUACGUAAUCCAUGGCUGUCUAGUGGAUAACCCCACAUUAGAGCGCUCUAUCGCUCUGUUUAAUGGGAUCUCCCAGUGGGUUCAGCUGAUGGUUCUUAGUAAACUCACCCCUCAGCACAGAGCAGAGGUCAUCAACAAAUACAUCCAUGUUGCACAGAAACUGCUCCACCUGCAGAACUUUAACACCCUGAUGGCUGUGGUUGGGGGUCUGAGUCACAGCUCUAUUUCCCGCUUGAAGGAAACUCAUUCUCACCUCAGCCCAGAGGUCACCAAGAUCUGGAAUGAAAUGACAGAGCUGGUUUCGUCAAAAGGCAAUUACUGUGCUUACCGCAAAGCCUUCAGUGAAAGCGAAGGGUUUAAGAUCCCAAUCCUAGGUGUUCACCUGAAAGACCUGAUCGCCGUGCACGUGGUCUUCCCGGACUGGGUGGGGGAUGGGAAAGUGAACAUCGUGAAGAUGCAGCAGCUGUAUCUCACCUUUAAUGAGCUGGUGUCCCUGCAGAGCGCUGUGGCUCAGGUGGAGCCCAACAUGGACCUGAUCUACCUGCUCACUCUGUCCUUGGAUCUGUACUACACAGAGGAUGAAAUAUAUGAGCUGUCCCUGCUUAGAGAACCCCGUAACCCCAAAUCUCAGCCCACAUCACCCACGACGCCCAACAAACCUCUGGCUCCACUGGACUGGGCCUCUGGGGUCACCACCAAACCAGAUCCCUCAGUGGUCAACAAACACAUCAGGAAAGUUGUGGAUUCUGUCUUUCGUAACUAUGACCACGACCAUGACGGAUACAUAUCUCAGGAAGACUUUGAGAGCAUCGCUGCAAAUUUCCCUUUCCUUGAUUCCUUCUGCGUGCUUGAUAAAGACCAGUAAGUAGAGCAGCUCAUAGUCUGUACUGUUGAUCCUUUGUAAGUCUGGGCAGAGAUUCAGAAGUGCUCGAUGAUAUUGGAAGGGACGCAUCUCAUUCCCGACAGGGUCGAUUUAGUGUGCCUGGAAAUUCCACAAAGGGUUCUUCUCAACCAUGCUAAACUCGUAAGCAUGUUUAAUCGCUGUAAAUGGAGCAGAGCAUGGCAUGCCGACAAAACAACACCCAUGAUGUAAUAUUUAAACAACAAAUAAUACAUUUUUAAACAGCAGUAAAGUGCAAUGAUUUUUUUUUAGUUUGGGGAAAAUACAGCAUUUUUUUAAGCCUGAUGCUUUCUGUAUCACUGUAUGAAUCCAUAAAAGUUUAUUUAUACAUUUAUUUUUAAUGAUCAAAGAAAAUGCAUCCUGUGUAAUGCAUCAUGAGUCACCUCAGGCCAUGCAGCUGCUCAGUGUAUGUUACCUGCUGCACUGUCAGAAGUCUGAAGGUCAUAUCUCCCAGGAAAGGAUGCACAGCAUCAGGCACACACAGAUUCUCUCACACGCUCAGAUAUUCCCCAGGCGUCCUCUGUGGUUCAUCUUAGCAGUUCAGUGCUCAAACCGUAUUACUGGCAUGUGACUACAUGCAUUUCUCCUGAGCUCU
Molecule: messenger RNA, 2114 nt
Organism: Carassius carassius (crucian carp)
Lineage: Eukaryota; Metazoa; Chordata; Actinopteri; Cypriniformes; Cyprinidae
Product: ras guanyl-releasing protein 3-like
Exons: 9
Coding region: 317-1483 (388 amino acids)
Biological process (GO): Ras protein signal transduction; positive regulation of GTPase activity
Cellular component (GO): plasma membrane
Molecular function (GO): guanyl-nucleotide exchange factor activity; calcium ion binding
Source: RefSeq, a predicted model, not a curated record